Trifolium pratense (red clover) is the source of this 1669-nucleotide messenger RNA. Its product is annotated as protein disulfide isomerase-like 2-3. The record is from RefSeq and is a predicted model, not a curated record. Bases 49 to 1359 code for a protein of 436 amino acids. Gene Ontology annotation, cellular component: endoplasmic reticulum lumen. The transcript is spliced from 9 exons. NCBI's taxonomy places the organism in Eukaryota, Viridiplantae, Streptophyta, Magnoliopsida, Fabales, Fabaceae. Gene Ontology annotation, molecular function: protein disulfide isomerase activity; protein-disulfide reductase activity. Gene Ontology annotation, biological process: response to endoplasmic reticulum stress.
UUUCAUUCUUCCGCAGAUUCAACAUCAAACUGCGUCAUCUCUGUCAAUAUGGCAAAGCUUUCAUUCAUUGCUCUAACUAUUUUCCUUUCUAUCUUCAACAAUCUUCUCUCUUCUUACGCACUCUAUGGUUCUUCUUCACCCGUUCUUCAACUCACUCCUUCAAACUUCAAGUCCAAGGUUCUGAACUCAAAUGGAGUCGUUCUUGUUGAAUUCUUUGCACCAUGGUGUGGACACUGUAAAGCUCUUACUCCUAUAUGGGAGAAGGCAGCUACUGUAUUAAAGGGUGUCGUUACCGUGGCAGCCCUUGAUGCUGACGCUCACCAGGCUCUAGCUCAGGAAUAUAAUAUUAGAGGAUUUCCAACUAUAAAGGUGUUUGUACCUGGAAAACCACCGGUUGAUUACCAAGGAGCCAGAGAUGUCAAGCCAAUCGCAGAAUUUGCACUUCAGCAGGUGAAGGCUCUUUUGAAGGAACGAUUAAGUGGAAAAGCAACAGGGGGAUCAAAUGAAAAAAAACAAUCCACUGCUUCUGCUUCGGUAGAAUUAAACUCUAGUAACUUUGAUGAAUUGGUUAUCAAAAGCAAAGAACUUUGGAUUGUAGAGUUUUUCGCACCUUGGUGCGGCCAUUGUAAAAAUUUAGCUCCUGAGUGGAAAAAGGCGUCCAAUAAUUUGAAAGGGAAAGUUAAACUGGGUCAUGUUGACUGUGAUGCUGAUAAGUCUUUAAUGAGCAGGUUCAACGUUCAAGGAUUCCCUACAAUCUUGGUAUUUGGAGCCGAUAAAGAUACUCCAAUUCCUUAUGAAGGUGCUAGAACUGCUUCAGCCAUCGAAUCAUUCGCAUUAGAGCAGCUUGAAACAAAUGUUGCUCCUCCAGAAGUGACGGAGCUACAUAGUGCAGAUGUUCUUGAAGAGAAGUGCGGUUCUGCCGCUAUCUGUUUUGUUGCCUUCCUUCCCAACAUUUUGGAUUCCAAGGCUGAGGGAAGAAACAAAUACCUUCAGCAGUUAUUAACAGUUGCAGAGAAGUUCAAAAGGAGUCCUUACAGCUACUUAUGGGUAGCUGCCGGUAAGCAGCCAGAUCUUGAGAAGAAUGUUGGUGUUGGUGGGUAUGGUUAUCCAGCUUUAGUAGCAUUGAACAUUAAGAAAGCUGUUUAUGCUCCUCUCAAAAGUGCUUUUGAACUUGACCAUCUUAUAGAAUUCGUGAAAGAAGCUGGACGUGGCGGUAAAGGUAACUUGCCCCUAGCAGGCACUCCUACCAUUGUAAAGACAGAACCAUGGGAUGGAAAAGAUGGAGAAAUAAUUGAGGAAGAUGAAUUUUCUCUUGAAGAACUCAUGGGAGAAGAUGCCCCAAGCAAAGAUGAACUAUAAUUAAUUAAUUUGAAAGGAAAUGAUACGAAAUUAGUGGUCAAGUUAUCACCAAUUUUAUGCUAUAGGAAAUUGUAGUAUGUAGAAUAUUAAAGGGAAAUGUUUUCAUGUGCUCGCUGUUUUUCGAGUUUUUAUUUUUUCCAUGUUCGGAGUUAAAGACUAGUGUAGCGAUGAGUGAUCUUUCAAGGAGCAUCAUGUUAUUCAGUAGUACAAGAUAUCUCAGGAAAAUGUAAGCAUGUUGCUAUUUUCUUUUUUCCCAUUAAUGAACAAUUGAACAUCAGUUAACAAAGUACAACCUUCAGAACUUAGAACA